UACUUCCGAUCCCAAGAUGAAAGCAGCUUGUAUAAUUGGACUAGUAGCUCUCCUAUCCACAGUGAGUGCUGUGCCCGUCGACGAUCGCGCUAACGGCGAAAACGGCUGGUACGUACCCCAGGAGGAUGGCUCCUUUGAAUGGAUUGACCUGGACGAUGCUGAAGAUCUGUGGGCAAAGGGCGAGGCGAUGGAGGAUCGCCUCCCCAAUCCUGUCUCCUUCUAUCUGUACACCCACUCCAAUCCCACCAAGGGCCAAAAAAUAACGACCAAGAACUCAUCCAUUGCCAGCUCACAUUUUAACAAGGAUCAUCCCACACGCAUUGUCAUUCACGGCUGGACCCAGAGCUACAAGGACUCCAUGAAUACAGAAAUCACCAAGGCCUGGCUGUCCCGCGGUAACUACAAUGUCAUCAUUGUCGACUGGUCCCGUGCUCGGUUCAACGGCUACUUAUCCUCCUCGUACGCUGUUCCCGGUGCUGGAGCCAAGGUUGGAAACAUGAUCAAGUUUUUGAAUCAAAGCCAUGGUUUGGCCUUGGACAGCCUUUACGUGAUUGGUCACAGUCUGGGUGCCCACAUUGCUGGAUAUGCCGGCAAAACCGUUGGCAAGGGUCUUAUUCGUACCAUUAUUGGCCUAGACCCUGCUCGGCCCUUGUUCAGUUACAACAAGCCCAACAAGCGUCUCUCCUCCGACGAUGCCUACUACGUGGAAUCCAUUCAUACCAACGGCGGCAAUCUGGGCUUCCUCGAGCCCAUUGGCAAGGGCGCCUUCUACCCCAAUGGUGGCUUAAGCCAGCCGGGCUGCGGCUCGGAUUUUCAGGGUAUCUGCUCCCACAGCCGCUCCGUGACUUACUAUGCUGAGGCUGUCACCAAGAACAACUUUGGAGCCAUGAAGUGCGAUAGCUAUAUGGUAGCCAUCAAUAAGAUGUGUGGCAACACCUACAGCACCAUUCGAAUGGGGGAUGAAAGCAAUGCCGACAAGGUCGAGGGUGUCUUUUAUGUGCCGGUGAACAGCUAUGCUCCCCACGGCAAUAUCAACUAAAUAAGAAUAAUAAUGUGACGCAAUCAAAAAAUAUUAUCGAAACCAA
Molecule: messenger RNA, 1085 nt
Organism: Drosophila arizonae
Lineage: Eukaryota; Metazoa; Arthropoda; Insecta; Diptera; Drosophilidae
Product: pancreatic triacylglycerol lipase-like
Biological process (GO): lipid catabolic process
Molecular function (GO): lipase activity; serine hydrolase activity
Source: RefSeq, a predicted model, not a curated record